AUGGAAGUUCAACAGGAUGAGCAAGCCAAAACUAGAGUGUACAAGCGAAAAACAAAGACAGAUGUUGAAGCAUUGCGAAGGGUUCACAAAUGCAUAGCAGCAAAUAAUCAAAUAGAAGAUGCCCAAGUUCAUGAACCACAGUGCAAACUUCAUGGUCAAAAGACAAUCCAGGUCGCAGAUUUUGGUCUUGUCCACGAUAUCGUAAUUUCUAGUGAAUUCACUUGGCCUCUCCACAGAGAAAGCCAUUCUGCUAGCUCCAAGGUAACUUGCUUGAAACCCGGAAACAACAAGCCUAAUUUAGUUCUCAAUUUCUUCAAACAAAUCGGUUUAGACAACACCCAGAUAAAAAUCUUGGUUUAUCCGGCACCCACAUUGUUGUUUGCUGAUGUGGGGAAAACCCUUGAACCCAAAGUUAGGGUUCUUCAAGAAUUUGGUUUAUCUGGGUUGGAUUUAGUUAGGGUUAUUUCAAAAAGUGGACCUUUUCUUAGAACAGGUCUCGAUACUAGAAUUAAACCUAGUCUUGAAUAUCUUAGGAAGUUAUUGGGUAAAGAUGAGACUGUAGCUAAAGUUCUUAAGAGAUCUCCUGCAUUGCUUCAUUAUCGUCUCGAUAGAGUAAUGGCAAGUAAUAUAUUGUUUUUUCUAAAUCAUGGUUGUUCCAGUUUGGACCUUGAAAAGCUUAUUCUUAGGAAUCCGAUAAUUUUUGUUCAAAAGCUUGAGUGGCUUGAGGAUAUAGUCCAAAGAGUGGAGAAGGAGUUUUGCAUUUGUAGGGAUUCACGAAUGUUUUAUUAUGGAGUGGAAAUGCUUUCCUCGCUUAGUAAGCCGAGUUUAGAAAUGAAACUUGGAAUUUUCAGGAGUUUUGGUUGGUCUGAUUCUGAUAUUAUUACAAUGGUGCAAAGGCUUCCUUUAUGUUUGACUACAUCUGAGGUUAAGCUCAGAAAUGUAUUGAAGUUUUUCAUGGAGGAGCUUGGGUAUGAAUCUAGUUACAUAGUGAGGCAUCCCACACUUAUAAUGUUCAGUUUGGAGAAGCGGGUCUUGCCCAGGAUUAAAAUCUGGGAACUUCUAAAGGAGAAACAGGUGAUAAAGAAAGUGCCAUGUUUUUAUACAGUUAUCAAGUGUUCUGAGCGGGAGUUUUUAGAAAAUUAUGUACUUCCCGUAAGGGACGAGAUCCCUGAGGUAUAUGAGUUAUACAUCAAAAGCAGAAACUAAGAUAGAGUGAGCUUAUUGUUUUCUCUCAUACAUAGAUUUCUUGGUUUACAAACAGUAUUCACUGAAUGUUUUCCAAGCUAACGGCGAGACCAUUACUGUUUUUAGUUUUAAUUGUAUUUCUGGCAGCUAUUGUGCCAACAUUUUACAUUCAUUUUUGAAACUGGUAAUUGAGGACAUUAUCUUUCCGAAA
Solanum lycopersicum (tomato) is the source of this 1396-nucleotide messenger RNA. The record is from RefSeq and is a predicted model, not a curated record. NCBI's taxonomy places the organism in Eukaryota, Viridiplantae, Streptophyta, Magnoliopsida, Solanales, Solanaceae.